AUGUCUAAUUCCGAAGCAAACGACGAUGGUCAGUUGUCCCUAUCGGAAUCAUUAGUCUCUUUCUCCGACCAACGCGUGCCAUUGCACAGUUUUACUAUCAGAGGGCCAAUAUUUACUGGAGGGCUAACUGGCGUCAUCAAUCGGACAUCUGUGUCGCGGCCGAGGGCAUCCAAGGCCUCCAUAGAGGCCAUGCCAACUGUGACAGUGGCAUCUGAGGAAGGUAAUGAAUGCAUUAUCUGCUUGGAUGGCUUGAAGGUCGGCGACGAAGCCAAGGAAAUGCCUUGCAAGCACAGGUUCCACGGGGCCUGUAUCAAAAAGUGGAUGGGGAUGAGCACUCUCUGCCCGCUUUGCAGGUUCUCUUUGCCGGCAGAGUCAGAAGAGGAAGAAAAUAGUGAUGAUGGUGACGAUUAUGUUAACCUUUUUAGGUCUAUUCUUGAUGUUGUUAACGAUGGCAGUGAUACUGAAGAUGACUCUGAAGGUGAGGAAGAUAUCGGAGGUGAAUGGGAAUCAAACACUGUCGAUGAUGAUGUUGCUUCAGUCGGAGAUAAUGUCACCUUCAGGUUUAGUUUUAGUAUUGAAUAA
Messenger RNA from Rosa rugosa (rugosa rose), 582 nucleotides. RefSeq names its product E3 ubiquitin-protein ligase MPSR1-like. The coding region runs from base 1 to 582 and encodes 193 amino acids. Gene Ontology annotation, molecular function: ubiquitin protein ligase activity. The transcript has a single exon. The record is from RefSeq and is a predicted model, not a curated record. Lineage: Eukaryota; Viridiplantae; Streptophyta; Magnoliopsida; Rosales; Rosaceae. Gene Ontology annotation, cellular component: cytoplasm. Gene Ontology annotation, biological process: protein ubiquitination.